AGCAGGGAGGCACGGAGAUGCGAAGCUUUUCUCAGGCUCUGAAAGUACUUCAUCUGAAAUUUCAGGCCGGACAGACUCGCAGUGGCUUCUAAGCCAGUGAGAACAAGGCUGCUAAAGCAUGCUGGUGCCAAGCUGUCGGAUGAUGCACGUAGUCAGGCCAGUGGUGGUGCUCCUGUGCUUGCUACUGUGUGCUGAUGCUGAAACACCACCAAAGUUUACAAGAACUCCCGUUGACCAGACAGGGGUUUCAGGAGGAGUCGCCUCUUUCAUCUGCCAAGCCACAGGAGAUCCAAGACCUAAAAUUGUCUGGAACAAAAAGGGAAAGAAAGUCAGCAAUCAGAGAUUUGAGGUAAUAGAGUUUGAUGAUGGAUCUGGAUCAGUUCUCAGAAUACAACCACUACGCACGCCACGGGAUGAAGCUAUUUAUGAAUGUGUGGCUUCCAACAGUGUUGGUGAAAUAAGUGUGUCCACAAGACUCACUGUUUUACGUGAGGAUCAAAUUCCUCGAGGUUUUCCCACCAUUGAUAUGGGCCCACAGCUGAAGGUGGUUGAACGAACUCGCACAGCUACCAUGUUAUGUGCAGCCAGUGGCAAUCCUGAUCCCGAAAUAACUUGGUUCAAAGAUUUCCUACCUGUUGACACGAGCAACAACAAUGGCCGCAUCAAGCAGCUACGCUCAGAAUCUAUUGGUGGUACACCAAUAAGAGGUGCCCUCCAAAUUGAACUGAGUGAAGAAUCUGACCAAGGCAAAUAUGAGUGUGUUGCAACCAACAGUGCGGGUACACGCUAUUCUGCCCCUGCCAAUCUAUAUGUCAGAGAGCUGCGAGAAGUUCGACGAGUCCCACCAAGGUUCUCUAUCCCACCCACAAAUCAUGAGAUCAUGCCUGGCGGGAGUGUAAAUAUCACCUGUGUUGCGGUGGGGUCACCAAUGCCAUAUGUGAAAUGGAUGCUAGGAGCAGAAGAUUUGACACCUGAGGAUGAUAUGCCAAUAGGGAGGAACGUCCUUGAGCUUAAUGAUGUCAGACAGUCUGCAAACUACACUUGUGUUGCUAUGUCUACCCUCGGUGUUAUAGAAGCAAUAGCACAGAUAACUGUCAAAGCCUUACCCAAACCUCCUGGAACACCUGUUGUGACAGAAAGCACAGCGACAAGCAUAACAUUGACUUGGGAUUCUGGAAACCCUGAGCCAGUUUCUUACUACAUAAUCCAACACAAACCCAAAAACUCAGAGGAGCCAUAUAAAGAAAUUGAUGGUGUGGCCACAACACGUUAUAGCGUGGCUGGCCUAAGCCCAUAUUCAGAGUAUGAAUUUCGGGUAGUUGCUGUAAAUAACAUUGGGCGAGGGCCAGCCAGUGAGCCUGUGUCAACAAGGACUUCAGAGCAAGCACCUUCAAGUGCACCCCGCAAUGUGCAGGCCCGUAUGUUGAGCUCUACCACCAUUUUAGUACAGUGGGAAGAACCUGAGGAACCUAAUGGGCAAAUACAAGGUUACAGAGUUUAUUACACCAUGGACCCCACUCAACAUGUUAACAGCUGGAUGAAGCACAACGUGGCUGACAGUCAUAUUACCACUAUUGGGAAUCUCGUACCCCAGAAAGCAUACUCUGUGAAAGUUCUUGCUUUUACUUCUGUUGGGGAUGGACCACUUUCUAGUGACAUUCAGGUCAUCACUCAGACAGGAGUACCUGGUCAACCACUGAACUUCAAAGCAGAACCUGAGUCUGAAACGAGCAUAUUGCUUUCCUGGACACCUCCACGCUCUGAUACCAUUUCCAGCUAUGAACUGGUUUACAAAGAUGGAGAACAUGGGGAGGAGCAACGGGUUUCUACCGAACCUACUACAUCUUAUCGUCUGCAAGGUUUAAGACCAAACAGCCUGUACUUAUUCCGUCUAGCUGCACGUUCUCCUCAAGGCCUGGGUGCUUCAACAGCAGAAAUCUCAGCGAGAACCAUGCAGUCAAAGCCAUCAGCUCCUCCUCAAGACAUUAGUUGCACAAGCCCCAGCUCCACUAGCAUUUUGGUAAGUUGGAAACCUCCACCGGUGGAAAAGCAGAACGGCAUUAUCACUGAAUACUCCAUCAAGUACAUUGGGAUUGAUGGAGAAGAUGUCAAGCCCCAUGAAAUUUUGGGAAUUUCCUCGGACAGUACCCAAUAUCUUUUGGAACAGCUGGAAAAAUGGACUGAGUACCGGAUAUCUGUGACUGCUCACACUGAUGUUGGACCUGGCCCAGAGAGCUUAGCAGUAUUGAUUCGGACAGAUGAAGAUGUUCCUAGUGGUCCUCCUCGCAAAGUCGAGGUAGAGGCUGUCAACUCUACUGCUGUUAAAGUGUCAUGGCGCUCGCCCGUGCCCAAUAAGCAGCAUGGUCAGAUCCGAGGAUACCAGGUCCACUACGUAAGGAUGGAAAAUGGAGAGCCAAAGGGUCAACCCAUGCUGAAGGACAUCAUGCUGGCUGAUGCGCAGUGGGAAUAUGAUGAUACUACUGAACAUGAAAUGAUAAUUUCUGGGCUUCAGCCUGAAACUACAUACUCUUUCACUGUGACAGCCUAUACAACGAAAGGUGAUGGAGCACGCAGCAAGCCCAAACUCAUAUCUACUACUGGUGCAGUUCCAGGCAAACCUCGGCUUGUGAUUAGCCACACACAGAUGAACACGGCUCUAAUUCAGUGGCAUCCUCCUGUGGAAACUUUCGGCCCGCUGCAGGGUUAUCGCCUGAAGUUUGGUCGCAAAGACGUGGAUACAUAUACAACCAUGGAGUUCUCGGAGAAGGAAGAUCACUUCACGGCCACAGACAUUCACAAAGGAGCUUCUUAUGUCUUCAGGCUAUCAGCUAGAAAUAAAGUGGGCUUUGGGGAGGAGAUGGUUAAAGAGAUUUCUGUUCCUGAAGAGGUACCCAGUGGAUUUCCCCAAAAUCUCCACUCGGAAAGCUCUACUUCUACAUCAGUUCAAUUAACUUGGCAGAUGCCGCUCUUGGCAGAGAGAAAUGGCAUUAUCACCAAAUAUACCAUCUUGUACAGAGAUAUCAAUGUUGCUUACCAGCCAGUUGAACUCCCUGUUGUUCCUGCUGAUACCACUGUGACACUUUCUGGCUUAAAACCAGAUACCACAUAUGAUGUAAAAGUACGUGCCCACACAAGCAAAGGGCCUGGUCCAUAUAGUCCAAGUGUCCAGUUCAGGACACUACCCGUGGAUCAAGUGUUUGCAAAAAAUUUUCAUGUUAAAGCAGUAAUGAAGACUUCUGUUUUGCUGUCCUGGGAAAUUCCAGAAAACUACAAUUCAGCCUUGCCUUUCAAAAUCCUUUAUGAUGAUGGGAAAAUGGAGGUUGAUGGACGUGCUACUCAAAAGCUGAUCACUAACUUGAAGCCAGAGACAUCAUACUCAUUUGUGCUGACAAACAGAGGAAAUAGUGCUGGGGGUCUUCAGCACAGAGUGACCGCAAAAACUGCACCAGAUGUGCUUCGCACCAAGCCAGUCUUCAUCGGAAAGACCAACUUAGAUGGCAUGAUAACUGUGGAACUUCCAAAAGUACCCUCAAAUGAGAAUAUAAAAGGCUAUUACAUAGUUAUUGUGCCUUUGAAGAGGUCUCGUGGAAAGUUUAUUAAACCAUGGGAGAGUCCAGAUGAAAUGGAACUAGAUGAGCUGCUUAAGGAGAUAGCUAGGAAACGCAGAAGCAUUCGUCUUGGGCGGGAAGUUGAAUUAAAGCCAUAUAUUGCAGCUCACUUUGAAGUUCUUCCUACGGAAUUCACAUUGGGGGAUAAGAAGCAUUAUGGUGGAUUUGAGAAUAAGCAACUACAGAGUGGUCAAGAAUAUGUCUUCUUUGUCUUGGCUGUAAUGGAACACUCAGAAUCUACCAUGUAUGCAACCAGCCCAUAUUCUGAUCCUGUUGUGUCAAUGGAUCUUGAUCCCCAACCAAUUACAGAUGAGGAAGAAGGCUUGAUUUGGGUUGUUGGACCAGUUCUUGCAGUGGUGUUUAUCAUCUGCAUUGUUAUUGCUAUACUUCUUUAUAAAAGUAAACCUGACAGGAAGAGGGCUGAAUCUGAUUCUAGAAAGAGCAGCAUACCCAACAGCAAGGAGGUCCCUUCUCACCAUCCCACAGAUCCAGUGGAGCUGCGACGCCUUAACUUUCAAACUCCGGCUUUGAGCAGUAAUUCAGUCCCCUACGCCUCCCUGAUUGGCUCUGUGUCCUCCCUCUCUAGCCAAACUACCACUCAGUCCUUAUAUGAUAAUAACUCUCUCCCACGAUUCGCUCGAAAAGGUAUGGCCAAUCAUCCCCCAAUACCCAUCUUGGAACUUGCAGAUCACAUUGAAAGAUUGAAAGCAAAUGACAAUUUAAAGUUCUCACAGGAGUAUGAGUCUAUUGAUCCCGGUCAGCAGUUCACAUGGGAACACUCUAACUUGGAAGUAAACAAACCAAAGAAUAGAUAUGCGAAUGUAAUUGCUUACGACCAUUCUCGUGUUCUACUCUCAGCAAUAGAAGGCAUACCAGGCAGUGACUAUAUCAAUGCCAACUACAUAGAUGGAUACAGGAAGCAGAAUGCUUAUAUAGCCACACAAGGGGCAUUGCCAGAAACCUUUGGUGACUUCUGGAGAAUGAUGUGGGAACAACGAGGUGCAACUGUCGUCAUGAUGACAAAACUAGAGGAGAGGUCCAGGGUGAAGUGCGAUCAGUACUGGCCAAGCAGAGGCACAGAAACCUACGGACUAAUCCAAGUAACCCUUUUAGACACUGUUGAAUUGGCAACAUACUGUGUUCGUACAUUUGCACUUUACAAGAAUGGUUCAAGUGAGAAAAGGGAAGUGAGGCAAUUCCAGUUUACUGCCUGGCCUGAUCAUGGUGUCCCAGAACACCCAACACCGUUCUUAGCUUUCCUGAGACGAGUCAAGACUUGCAACCCACCUGAUGCUGGACCUAUGGUUGUGCAUUGCAGUGCUGGAGUCGGCAGGACUGGCUGCUUCAUUGUGAUAGAUGCCAUGUUAGAGCGAAUAAAGCAUGAAAAGACUGUAGAUAUUUAUGGCCACGUAACUCUAAUGAGAGCACAGAGGAAUUACAUGGUUCAAACUGAGGACCAAUACAUCUUUAUUCACGAUGCACUGCUGGAAGCAGUGACAUGUGGAAAUACCGAAGUGCCAGCCAGAAACCUGUAUGCGUAUAUCCAGAAGCUGACACAGAUAGAAACAGGCGAGAAUGUCACAGGAAUGGAACUGGAAUUUAAGCGUCUUGCUAGCUCUAAGGCUCACACUUCAAGAUUCAUCAGUGCCAAUCUUCCAUGUAAUAAAUUCAAAAAUCGCCUUGUCAAUAUUAUGCCAUAUGAGUCCACAAGGGUAUGCUUGCAGCCUAUCCGAGGAGUAGAAGGCUCUGAUUAUAUUAAUGCCAGUUUCAUUGAUGGAUACAGACAACAAAAAGCUUACAUAGCUACACAGGGUCCUUUAGCAGAAACAACUGAAGACUUCUGGAGAAUGCUCUGGGAGCAUAAUUCUACAAUUGUGGUCAUGCUCACUAAGCUACGAGAAAUGGGCAGAGAAAAAUGCCACCAAUACUGGCCUGCAGAGCGCUCAGCCAGAUAUCAGUAUUUUGUGGUAGAUCCAAUGGCAGAGUACAACAUGCCACAGUAUAUUCUGAGGGAAUUCAAGGUUACAGAUGCAAGGGAUGGCCAGUCCCGAACAGUGAGGCAGUUCCAGUUCACUGACUGGCCAGAGCAAGGAGUGCCAAAGUCUGGAGAAGGAUUUAUUGACUUCAUAGGCCAAGUGCAUAAAACAAAAGAGCAAUUUGGUCAGGAUGGACCAAUUUCUGUUCAUUGCAGUGCGGGUGUUGGAAGGACUGGAGUAUUCAUAACCCUGAGCAUUGUAUUAGAAAGAAUGAGAUAUGAAGGUGUUGUAGACAUCUUCCAGACUGUCAAAAUGUUACGGACACAGCGGCCAGCCAUGGUACAGACAGAGGAUCAAUACCAGUUCUGCUAUCGAGCCGCACUGGAAUAUCUGGGCAGCUUUGAUCACUAUGCAACAUAAAAACCCAUUGUGGAUUUUUAUUGCAGGCCCUUUAAGAUCCAUAGAGCCGCUUCUGAGCCAUACAAUGUGCUUUAGAAGUACUUCUUAACUCUUAGCUAAGGAGCAAUUAUUGGGGAUAUAUAAAAUAAAUUUAAAAAAAU
This is a messenger RNA of Manacus vitellinus (golden-collared manakin), 6144 nucleotides long. RefSeq names its product protein tyrosine phosphatase receptor type D (gene PTPRD). Gene Ontology annotation, biological process: protein dephosphorylation. NCBI's taxonomy places the organism in Eukaryota, Metazoa, Chordata, Aves, Passeriformes, Pipridae. The transcript has 38 exons. The record is from RefSeq and is a predicted model, not a curated record. Bases 119 to 6004 code for a protein of 1961 amino acids. Gene Ontology annotation, molecular function: protein tyrosine phosphatase activity; protein binding.